AAGUACAUCAGUAUUUAUAUUAUCUUAAUCAUAUUUCUUUCUUCCUACGACCAAUGCAGAAAAUAAACAAAUCUUUACGUCAAGCUCUAAAAUUAUUCCUCUGCGGAAUUUUUCGGGAUGUGCCGACCCCAGAACCAAAUGGUAUAUAUUAGUUUCGAUCUGUCGGGAACAGCAUUAACCAUCGACUGAGUCGGACAGAAAAUCAUAAAAAUGAAAAUAAUACAAGCAAGCAUACUUCUUUUCUGCGUAUCCAAUGUUGCCAGUUUCGGUAUUCUUCGUCUAUUAAAAGACAUCAUGAAUUCUCGAUCGAGGACUCAUUUUCGAAAUAGAGGUACACCUACAGUAAAUUCUAUAGAUUCAAACAACAUGGACGUCACGUACUGGUAUGAUGAUGGUGGCUCGAGUAGUUCUGAAGAGGGGGGUCUCCACAUUUUACAUCGAUUUAUUGAUGAUUACGAUACUUCAACCGAUUUCGAAACGACCACGUCUUCCUAUUCCCAGUCCGCCACUGAAGACGAUAUUGAAGAUACUGACGAGGCAAAUAAUUCAACAACUACUGAAAAACCAGCCAUAGCUACAGAAGCGACAUCAGAGGAAAAAAAUGAGGUCAGCACAAUCCCAGAGACAACACAAAUAACAAUGACAACAACAAUGAUGGCUUUAGAUGAAAAGACAUCGAAUCCAUCCACUACUACAACAGCGACGUCAGAAGAAGAGAAUGAAGUGAGCCCUACUCAAGAGACAACAACUACUGAUGAAAAUCAAACAGCAUCAACAAUAAUGACAACAACAAUUCCAUUAAAAGAAGGAACAGAAAAAAGCACAGAUGGAAUCACAACGUCAUCGACCAUGCAGACGACAUCUUCACGUGAAGACAUCAGAACAGAGGCAGCUGGUUCCACCACCGCUGCUCCUCCGACUACUACAUACUACAUUACAACAGAUACAUUUAUAGAGGGAGAACUAUCCAAUGACGAUAAAAUUAACAAGACUGAUUUAAAUUCGACAGACGAUCUUAGUAAAAUAAUAGAAGAAUACAAUGAUUAUAUUGAUCAAGGUCCCACCAGAGGUGAUCUGCCGAAUUUCCGAAAGACGACAUCGCAAAAUAUACCGACAACCACCCAAUCUUCUGGUGGUAGUGGAAUCAUAGAUGCGUCCUUAUUUACUGGAAGUGCUUCUAAAAUAAAUAUCAACACUAAUUCACUAUCGAUCUCUAAGGAUAACCCGGUAGACAUUACAUCAGGAAAUAUUGGAAACAUUCCAUCCGACGUAGUGAUUCAGUCCUUAAAUAAUAAACUACAAGUAAAUUCACAAAAAGGACAAAGGAUUGUCUUAGAAAAAACAAUAUCAGGACAACUCGAUGACGCUAACCAGAGAGGAAGAAAUGACGUCAUUAGCACCAGUCCUCCAAAACCCACUGUGUUUUUCACGCCGCCUGGCUCUCAGAAAAAUAUCAUUUCAGAACCACAGAAAAAUAUUUUUUCUGAACGAGUGGCUAAAAUAGGUAACGAUUUUGUUAUUCUGCCAGAUUUCAAAAGUGGAGCAGUUCUUAUAGAACCAAUUGUUUCUUCAAGUAACAUGAAAACUGACACAAUAUCAAACUUUGAUUAUGUACCCUCCAAAACCCUAUCCUACAAAGCAAUUCCUAAAAAUGUUUAA
This is a messenger RNA of Saccostrea echinata, 1659 nucleotides long. Its product is annotated as mucin-2-like. The transcript has 3 exons. Bases 211 to 1659 code for a protein of 482 amino acids. The record is from RefSeq and is a predicted model, not a curated record. Lineage: Eukaryota; Metazoa; Mollusca; Bivalvia; Ostreida; Ostreidae.